AUGUUUGCUCCACCACCGACUUUUUUUGCAGUAAAAAGAAAUCCCAAAAAUUUCGUGAAAAAUGCGGACGAUGCUGAAAAAACGAGAACAAAACAAGAAAAAAAACAAUAUCGAACAGAAUCAUUUGGAGUAACACAUAACUCAACAUAUGGUAUCAAAAAUAAAAUGAAAAGCGAGCAAACAGCAGAAAUCUUUUUUGCUUUUUAUAUCGAGUUAAAUAUUUAUGUGAAGGCUGAUUACGGCGCCUUCUUUGAUAUGCUUGAUAGGAUUAUUCGCGUUCCCAACCAAAUAGAACAAGAAUAG
Messenger RNA from Clunio marinus, 303 nucleotides. NCBI's taxonomy places the organism in Eukaryota, Metazoa, Arthropoda, Insecta, Diptera, Chironomidae. The record is from the annotation of a GenBank genome assembly.